AUGGCUUCUUUAAACAUGUUCAUUCCUCCGGUGGCCGCCGCAGGCCAGAGAAGAGUACGCGCAGCCGCCACGGCGGCCAAGAGCUCCGGCGGAAGCAGCCAAGAGAAGGGCCUGCUGGACUGGAUUCUGGGAGGGAUGCAGAAGGAAGACCAGCUGUUGGAGACCGACCCAAUCUUGCAAAAAGUGGAGGACAAGAGCGGCGGCGGCACCGUCAGCGGUCGCCGGAACUCCGUGGCCGUUCCACCGCCCAAAACUAAACCCAAUGGCGGCGGCGGCGGCUUUGGUGGCUUCGGCGGCCUCUUCGCCAAGAAAGAUGAAUGA
Ipomoea nil (Japanese morning glory) is the source of this 321-nucleotide messenger RNA. RefSeq lists its product as uncharacterized. Gene Ontology annotation, cellular component: chloroplast. Lineage: Eukaryota; Viridiplantae; Streptophyta; Magnoliopsida; Solanales; Convolvulaceae. Bases 1 to 321 code for a protein of 106 amino acids. The record is from RefSeq and is a predicted model, not a curated record. The transcript has a single exon.